Molecule: messenger RNA, 2118 nt
Organism: Gracilinanus agilis (Agile Gracile Mouse Opossum)
Lineage: Eukaryota; Metazoa; Chordata; Mammalia; Didelphimorphia; Didelphidae
Gene: TMEM52B
Product: transmembrane protein 52B
Exons: 5
Coding region: 518-1078 (186 amino acids)
Source: RefSeq, a predicted model, not a curated record
GGAGUAAGGUAGAGGUCAGCCCUGUCACUUUAAUACCCAGCAGUCUCUCUGGAGGAUUGCGAGAAAAGAGAAGGAAUAUUAUUGUUUUCUUGGCAAAAGGAAGAUUAGUAUUGGAAUUGUAUGGCUUGUGAGCAAACUUACCUUUUGCUUUCCCUUCCCUCCCCAGUCAAGAAAACCAGUAAUACAUAGGAAAGAUAACUGGCAUGGAGAGCAGAUGGGUCUGACUUCUUUUGCAGAAAAAAGGAGAGAAGAAAACAGGACUAGACAGAAAGGAAAGAGGAAGUAAAAGGAGGCAAUAAAAGGAGGAGCAAACUCUGAUCAAAGAAAGGAAGGAGAAGACACGAAAGUAAAAAGGUUGUAAAAAAUAAGAUUUGAAAGAGGCAAGUUGCGGUUCAUUUAAGUGGAGAGUCUCUCUUCUUCAUAGACCUUAGGUCCAGGAGCCUGAGAUGGCCCAGGAUUUUGAAAGAAGACAGCGAGUAGACACUACAUGAUUCAGAAGACAUAGCAACUCAACACCAUGGGCAACCAUCUUUUGUUUGUGGGUUUCUCUACUCUGACGUGUCUUUCCCAGCUUCCUUGGGUGACUUGUGAAGAGAACUGUGUGGCUCCUGAGCACUGUCUGACCACUGACUGGGUCCAUCUCUGGUAUAUCUGGCUGCUAGUAGUGAUUGGUGCCCUAUUCCUUCUGUGUGGCUUGACCUCAAUCUGCCUCCGCUGUUGCCUCAGUCGACAGCAGACAGGAGAGGAGGUGGGUCCACCGCCGUAUGAAGUGACAGUCAUUGCCUUUGACCAUGACAGCACCCUUCAGAGCACCAUCACUUCUCUUCAAUCAGUCUUUGGACCAGCGGCCCGUCGGAUCUUGGCAGUAGCUCACUCUCACAAUCCCAUACAGAUACCUUCCUUGUCUUCCACCCUGGAGAUGCCCCCAGGCUAUGAAGAAGCUCUUCAUAUGAGUCGAUUCACAGUGUCCAGGUGUGGACAGAAAGCUCCUGAUCUGGCUCCAGUGCCUGAAGAGAGGCAACUGCCCCAUAGGGAGAAGGACGUUCCCCAACAACAUGCAGGGGAUGCUCCUACUUGACAGUCUCCUGGGUGUGAGAACCAGGUGGAGCACCUGGAGCACCCCACUCUCACACACGGAGUCCUAGCAUAGCUCUCCUGGGGUCAAGGUAGUAGUCUGUGUGUCGAUAACUCUAGUUCUUGAGCCUCCCCUAAUGUGCUUAUUGCUUUUCUCUUAGUCUUCCAGAGGUCACAAUUUGUUCACAACAAAGGCAUUAAUGAAAUAAUGUGGUAAUAAAAAUCAAAAUAGGACAUUCCUUCCAUAGAUCUGAAGUACACUCUCCCACAAACACACAUCCCAUCAGAGGUGAGAAAUGAGCACCAGAGGAGCACACACAUAGAGAAUGUGUUUCCAAGUCUCACACGUGGAGGGGCAAACCACCUCCAAAGCAGCAGGACCACAAAUGGCUUCUGCUGAUAUCUUUAUGUUGUUCUCGUUGGUCUUAUUAUAUUCCCUGAUUGGUGUAGAAUUUCUACUGGCUUAACUGCUCUGCUAGUUCCUAAUAUUUCUGCAAUAACUGAUAGGGAUAUAGUGUUAUCCAGGCACUGCUUUUCUGAUUUCCAGUGAUUUAAUGUUGAACUUCAGGACACAAUUGUCUCUACAGGACAUUGCUUCCUGCUACCAUUUUCUGGGAUUUAGCUCUUUGGAGUCUUUUGCUAGUCAUCUCAGCUUUCACUGAUAAAGGUACAAUGACUUGAAUCUCUCCCCACUAAGGGCAUAGUCACAGCCACCAUAGCCUACUAGCAAAAAGCAGAGUGCCCCAUGACUGAUUGUCUUUUUCAUCCCUAUAUCUGCAGGGAGAUUGCUGGCCUCUAUUUCAGACAACCAUACUACUUAGGGUUAGCUAUUUUUCAUAUCCUACCUGCAUUAGCAUGAAAAUGAAUUUGAAGGGGGUUGCUGGAGGGCUCAGUGGUUAGAAAGCCAAGUCUAGAGACAGGAGGUCCUGGGUUCAAAUCUUAUCUCAGCACCUCCUAGCUUAGUAUUAUACGUACUUAGGAUCAAUUCUAAGCCAAAGGUAAAGGAGAAAGAAAGAAAGAAAGAAAGAAAGAAAGAAAGAAAGA